Messenger RNA from Fomitopsis serialis, 1394 nucleotides. RefSeq lists its product as uncharacterized. NCBI's taxonomy places the organism in Eukaryota, Fungi, Basidiomycota, Agaricomycetes, Polyporales, Fomitopsidaceae. The record is from RefSeq and is a predicted model, not a curated record. The transcript is spliced from 2 exons. Bases 341 to 1096 code for a protein of 251 amino acids.
CGCUCAUCUACUCGUAGCGUUAACUCAACCAUGUCUGGCUUCUUUUUGUUUUGCGGGGUUCGUCGUCUGCUACACCAUCAUCUUUCCACGCGUCAUGACCCACUCCCACUGCAAACUCUCCAGCUCGACCCAGACAUUGAACGCCGGGCGGCGUCAGCUACGACAAUCGCGUGUGGCGGCGGGAUACGCUGAAUGAGCGGUCAGCUAGGCUAUUCGGAGCCUUGGGCGCAUGGUAAGAAGAGAGGGUGAGUACGGGGGCAGGCGAGUGAACGGAUGCGUGAGGAUGGAUGACGCGUGAGAGCGAAAGAGCGAGCGUACGAGUGAACAGGUGGACAGGCAGAUGAGUAACGUGAGAGAGGACAGGCAGACAACGAGUCAAACAUUCAGCAGCAUUACCCUCGGCACCAGCACUUGCUUGCCUGCCCACCCGUCCACGUUCUGUCUUGCUCACUGGCACGCUCUGUCUUUCCCGCGCUGUCGACCUCUUGCUCAUCUGCUCAGCUACUUGCCCGCUCUCCAGCUUACCCGCUUGUCCGUGUGCCUAAUAACGCACCCACCCGUGCGCCUGCUCGUCUGCCCACUCACUCGCGCUCGCCCGUGCUCCCUUGCCUAUUCUCCGGCCCAGCCAUGUGCCUGCAUGCCCGCCCAUGCUCCCUUCCUCCCACGUGCCUGCUCGCUUGUCCGCCCACUGGUCCGCCCGCUUGUCCGCCCGCUUGUCCACCCGCUUGCCCACCUACCAGCCCACCCGCUUGCCCACCUACCAGCCCACCCGCUUGCCCACCUACCAGCCCACCUGCUCGCCUGCCCACCCACCGCUGCUCCCUUGGCCCUACUUGCUCCUGGGUCCAGCCCACUGCACCAAAUUUGUUCUUCUUUUCGUCACGCGAAGCUGAUCGCAUUGAGCGAGCGAGCGCGGUGUUCGCUUCCCCGUCCGCCGUGCAGACUCGCCCAGACUCGUCGACCGAUCCGUGCCCGCCUCCUACGCAAGCUUCUCGAGGACGCAACCGUCGCCGGCGGUGCGAGGACGUGCGAGGUGAGUGUUGUCGUGACGCUCUCUAGGCCUGACAUGGUCUCUUUCGGUGAGUUGGAUGCGUGAGGCAGCGGGCCUUGGGCACGGCGGGAGCUGCGGGCUUCGAUUCAGGACGACCGCGGGCGCGGGUGCGGCAACGCCUCGGAUUGCGAUGAGGGCGGAGGAGCGGCAGCGGGCAGCGACGCUCCGUGCAGUGGACAGGCCGCGGAGAUACGUCCUCGUGAACCGGUGCGUGCAUCGACAUGGUGCCCUCCCGUGAAUGGUGCUUUCGAUACGGCUGACGCAGGCACUGAUUCAGUAUGCACAGUGAUGCGAAGCAGACCCAAUGUAUAGUAUUGCUCAGCGAAUACAUAUUGUUAGGUCG